Alosa sapidissima (American shad) is the source of this 2688-nucleotide messenger RNA. Its product is annotated as Glyco_hydro_56 domain-containing protein. Gene Ontology annotation, biological process: carbohydrate metabolic process; hyaluronan catabolic process. The record is from RefSeq and is a predicted model, not a curated record. The transcript is spliced from 5 exons. Lineage: Eukaryota; Metazoa; Chordata; Actinopteri; Clupeiformes; Clupeidae. The coding region runs from base 1084 to 2688 and encodes 534 amino acids. Gene Ontology annotation, molecular function: hyalurononglucosaminidase activity.
CCCAAAUACUCUCUGGAUUAUUGUCUUUCCUGCGUCAUCAACAUUCCCUGAACUCAGAUCCAAAAGCUGCCCAAUAUUUCCGACCGGAAUGAUUAUAAAUUAUAAGCUACACAAUAUACACUAAUGUAGGCUGUGUACUACAGUGACGCUUAUUCCGGGCAAUUCUUAUUGCCAAAGCAUAGCCUCCCCUGGUUGAAACACCCUUAAGGAAAACCCAGAUACUUAAUAGAGUACAGGUUACUUAUUUCGGAGAAAAGAUGAAAGGGGGUUAGGUGCCUGUAGUUCCCGACAGUCCUGUCUACAACCAGACGGAAGCAAUAGGAUAUGCAUUGUCAAGAUCUGCUUACCACUGAGCGUAGGGAGCACUAAUCAAUCCAAUUAGCGUCCAAAUAAUUAACUUACCCAGUGUCUCCAUUUUCGUCGUUUCCCGGUGCCUUUGUUGAAGAAACAAUACAGAUCAUCAUGACUAGUUUCAGUUAUAUUUUCGUAGACGAAAUAUUUUCGUACAUCUAAGUUGCCCUAAGCUUUAGCGGAUAUUGCAAACUUCCAAGCAUAAAUUUAUUCUCGCUAUUGCUACAACAAGGCGAGUUUGAUUUGGAUGUGUGACGCAGGCAUUGCAAUUGGAUGUUAAUAGGUAUUACAGGGUAUUAUUAUAACUUAUACGGGGGUUAUUAUAAUGCCCCUAGCAGUCUGUCUUAUUGCGACACUAACCAUCAAUGUUCACUUUACAUUUAUAGUUAAGAGGUUUGAGCUACGUUUGGUUUCUAGGAAUAUUUUGUUUAACUCUUUUUGAAAUAAUGUGAAUCCAAAGGUGACAUGGUGGUUACGGUUGACAUAGUGGCAGAACAUAACGUCAUGUCAAUUCCAUGAAAAUUGCCCUCCAGGUAGGCCUCUCUUCCUUGAAAUCUCAACCAAGGCAGGGUGAUCUAAAAGAACACAUAAUCUAAAAAUGAAUUCCAUGCAUUUGGCGACAAGUCAUCCAUAAUAUGGUGCACUGAAACUACAGGCUGCUACCCUGAUCACCUAAUAAGCUUUUGUUAUGAGGCAGGAUGGUCCACAGCCCCGGCAGAGAGCAGUAAGACCAUGGCGUGGAGGGGACGCCACGUUGGCCGGACCGCACUCUGGGCCUCUCUUCUCCUCCUCCUCAGUGUGUCCCUCCUGCUGUCCCCCGCCCUGGCCGGACCAGCCCGCUCCCCCAUCCUUCCUGGCCAGCCCUUCCUGGUGUUCUGGGGGGUCCCCGACAGGGGCUGUCCAGGGCGCCCUGACCCUUCAGCCUUCGGCAUGGAGUGGCAGGGCCGUGCGGCUGUGUUCUACGAGGACACCCUGGGCCUGUACCCCUUCUUCACCGCCUUGGACCAACCCAUCAAUGGAGGCCUUCCGCAGCACACCAGCCUGAACACCCACCUCCAACGGGUAGAGGCUGACCUCCUGACCGCCCUGCCCCAGGCCGGGGCUCCGGGGCUGGGCGUGCUGAGGUGGAAGGAGUGGUCGCCCCAGUGGAGCAGGAACAGGGGAAAACAGGCCAAGUACCAGCAGGGGUCGCGGGCCCUGCUCAGGGGGUUCUUUCCCGACUGGAGUCCUGAGGAGGUGGAGAAGUGGGCACAGGUGGACUUUGAGGCGGCUGCUCAGGCCAUCCUGAUGGAGACCCUGCGGGAGGUCAAGCGUCUGCGGCCCCAGAGCCUGUGGGGGGUGGCUCCCUUCCCAGACUGCUACAACUCCGGCCCGCUCCAGCUCCUGCCCAACUACACAGGCCGCUGUCCGGCCGCCGAGAUGGCCCUCAACGACGAGCUCAUGUGGCUGUGGAAACGGAGCACGGCCAUCUACCCUACCCUGAUGAUGGACAAGUUCCCGCCUGGGUCCAAGGGGCCCUGGCUUUACUCCUCUAAUCAGAUUCGAGAGGCAUUGAGAGUGGCAGCUCUGGCGGGAACAGCCUACGACCUACCAGUGUUUCCAUUGGUCAGGACUGUCUAUGCAUCCACCAAUAACUACCUGUCUGAGGCAGACCUGGUGAACUCGGUGGGAGAGAGUGCUGCUAUGGGCGCCGCUGGAGUCAUCAUGUGGGAGAGAGCCUUCUUAGCAAAGACUCAGAAGUCCUGCUCUGAGAUGGCUUCUUUCAUACGGGAUGUGUUGGGCCCGUACGUGGUGAACGUCACCACGGCAACACGCCUGUGCGGCGUGUCCCUGUGCCAGGGUCGCGGGCGCUGCGUGCGCAAGAACCAGGAGGACUCCGUCUAUCUCCACCUGCCCUCCGUCAACUUCCGCCUGCUGCCCGAGGGCGCCGAGGGCGUCCGGGCCGCUGGCGAGCUUGACCCCGCCUUCCUGGACACCUGGAGGCGGGACUUCCGCUGCCAGUUCUACGAGGCCCUAGAGGGCGCCGCCGCAGACCAGGAGUCCGGAGGCUUGGACGCCCGGGGGGCCAACGCACGCCCUGCACUUAAGUCCCCCGCCCUGGCAGGACAGGGACAAGGGCAAGGGCAGGGGCAGGGGCAGGGGCAGGGGCAGGUGCAGGGGCAGGAACAGGAACAGGGACAGGGACAGGGACAGGGGCAGGGGCAGGGGCAGGUGCAGAGUGAGGGAACGGGGGUAACAGUUGGACAAGUACCCAAGGACAGUGGCGUCUCGACUCACCAGCCCGCGGCCCAACUGCUCUUCCUGCUCAUGGCGACUGGACUCCUCUUGACCCACUGA